Dreissena polymorpha is the source of this 2319-nucleotide messenger RNA. RefSeq lists its product as uncharacterized. The coding region runs from base 812 to 2068 and encodes 418 amino acids. The transcript has 2 exons. Gene Ontology annotation, molecular function: protein binding. The record is from RefSeq and is a predicted model, not a curated record. Lineage: Eukaryota; Metazoa; Mollusca; Bivalvia; Myida; Dreissenidae.
CUCGAAAUAGAAUUUCAUCAAUUGUCGGCAAGCAGUCAAUAUAUGGAGUAUAUUACUCUUUCACCAUACAGCGUAAAUAGAUAUGUGACUGGAAAUGUCCGUCAGCCGAUGUUCUGUGAUAACUAACGGAACGGAAUUGUGGAUAGUGAACAUAGCAGCACAAGCUCUGGUUUUCUAAACCUUUGGGAAUCGUGUUGAAAUACAAAUAAACACAGUUCACUUGACAGAAUUACAGAUUAUUUUGCUUGUUUGUACAAGUGUUAUCGAUACAAUUUAACGAAAUUGUACAAAAGGAAUAUUUACAAUUGUUGUGAAUGAACUAAAAACUUAUACAUUACACAUCAAAGUAUGUGCAGCUAGCUGACAAUAUCGGAAUUUCAUGAAGUUGAACAAAGAAAAGAGUUGUAUCAUAAGGAAAAUACCACUAAACCUCGCUGUGUAUAGAACAACAAGCGAUUGAACCCAGUGCGAAAACAAAGAAAUACAAACAAACGAUGAAACGUGAGCUCAGGGAAAAUCUGAAACGGAUUAUGUGUAAUAAUAAAACUUUGGUGUAUAAAAAUAAUGUGUAUAAUAUUAAAAUGAAUUCAUUGAAGUGAAAGCGGGUAUAAGAUUUAAUAGACAAUAUAUGCCAUUAUGAAACUGUUUAUAGUAUUAUUUCUGAAAGUAACACAAGUAAUAGAGUUUGAUAUAUGAGAUGUGCAUGUUCAAAAGCAUUCUCGGUAGAGAGUCAUAAGUUAAAUAAAAAGAAAUCGAGUAUUUUUAAAUGCCAAUAAUAUUUGUGUAAACAGGGGUAAAUGGUACAUGAAACAUGGAUACUACAACACAGUUUGAAGACAAUAUGCUGGAUACGUUUGACGUAUCGUCAUCAACAGCGUCGUCGAUUCAAGUUGGUUGGAAUAUAAGGUCGGCACAGGUGCCAUUUGUGCAAGGUUUUAGGGUGCAUUACCAGAAGAUCUCCAGCACGUACGUGCAAUAUGGACCAAGACUGUACCCGACCGAAAACGAAUACGAAAUCGGAAAUUUAGUUGCAGAUACCUAUUACAAAAUAUGUCUUGUUGUGUACAGGAACUACACGCAUUCACCAUAUCGUACAUGCACUGACGCUUCAACAACGAAUUGGCAACUGCCGGUUUCUAUCGGCAGUAGUAUCGGAGCUGUUCUUGCUUUGUCAGUGAUUGUUCUAAUAGUGCUGCUUUCACGUUGUCAAAUUCCUUUAAAAUAUAGAGGGAAAAAAUCAAAGCGAUUGCAAAAAUAUGACACAAUUUCGUCGACAUACCACGACGAUCAAUACGAAUUCAGUGAGACAGUCACUCACGGAAACGAUGAGGAAUAUGUUUCAGAAUUUGACGAUGAAGCGUUCUACGAUGUCUCUUUGCAUGACAACAAACGACCAACGCGGCCGACAGUCGGGGAAAAAGUAUGUGUUCAUAAUGGCCUAUGCAGGGGCCAUAUUCAUUCUCACAGCAGUUCGCACAAUCCUCAAAAGACUUAUUGCGGACGAGCACAGUGUUCCCAGCAACAUCCACAUUCGCGCCAAUUUCGGGCGUACUCAAUCCAAGCAGAUGGCAACGUGUGUUUUUUUAAUCAGCCAUGCUCACCUCUAGCGAAGGAACCGCGGCGAUCAGCGUUUCACAAACAAGACUCAAAAGAUUCGAGAAAAAAAGAAGAACAGGACUCACCACAAAAAGAAUCGUGGACUAUCCCGACAUUAAGUCCAAUGCAAGCCAAGGAUCAUCCGCAAGAGACUAUGGAUACACCGACAGUAAUGCACAAACCUCACUCGGUGCCGCAAACAUCAACGUUUUUGGACGAGGGAACAGAUGUGGCUUUGGAAGAGUCCUCAACAAAAUUGAACACCGAGCCCGAUAAUCAAGCUCCGAAACAGCAGGUGGAGAAGCGCCUACUUAUUACAGACAUUGACUUUGAUGAUACAGAUCUCAGUAAAUACGGGGCAACAGGCGGAACACAUCGAAGGGAUGCUGCAUCGAUGCCGAUAGAAAUGACAAGCAAUGAAAGAAUGAUUGCUCUUCCAGAGAGCGACUCAUUCGACGAACAUACAGUUUAACGCAGUUCAAAGAUUUGUGUUUUAUAUUAUGGUUUGUGUAAGUCUCCUUAAAAAAUACAUAUAGGGAUUUUAUUUAAUUGUAAAAUUGGCAUGCACAACAUUGUAUGAGUAAACAAAUAAUAUUAUCAUCAAGAAGUGUGCUUAAUAAUUUAUUUGAUAAUUUCAGGCACUGCGUACAUUUUGAUUUGCACCAGUUUUAUUGACACAUUUAACCUAUUUAAAAUGAAUUUUAAUUUUAAUAAUAAAGAUUA